AUGGCUUCACCAAGAGGCAAGUCCCGCCUGACCAACCUAGGAGACUUCUGUGAUGGAGUGACUACAUCUGUGGACAACAGAAGAGCUAUGGAUGUCAUCUUCCUGAACUUCUGUAAGGCUUUUGAUGCUGUCUCCCACAACAUGCUCCUCUCCAAAUAUGGAUUUGAUGGGUGGAUUGUUCUGUCGAUGAGUGAGAGGCUUUUUAACCUUUUAGAAGCACACGGUGCUCGCCCAUCUAUACAAGGUCUUGAUUGGGCUUAUGAAAACUGGAAUAAUUUCCAGAGUGUGGCUGAUCGUAUUUUGGCUCUGCAAAAGGAAGCGAGGGCAAAAACCGGAAAAGGGAAAGCUUUUAUUUGUGCAGUAUUAGGUGCUUGUUUAGCAGCUGCAGUGAGAGAGAGAGAGGAGUGGCACGACCAAGAGAAUAAAACUAUUUCCUCUUUGCAGGACUUGGUAGGCUCACUACGAAGCCAUAUUGCCACUUUAAGAAAUGUAAUAGCAGACCUUAAAAUUCAGUUAGAAGCAAAGCAGGAGGGGAAUUCCCCGGAUCCUGUCUCCUUAUAUCCUCGGGCAGAAUUGACAGCAGCUAAGGAAGCUGCUGUGCAUAUGAGACCUCUCAUUAAAACCGAAAUUUUAUAUGAGGAUGGGGAAACUACCCCCACUAUCACAACCAAAGAGAUGCCUUUCUCUUCAACUGAACUGGCCAAAAUUCGUAAAGAAUUUACACGCUCCGCUGGAGAGUCUGAGGUGGAAUAUGUGUGGAGAGUUUCAAAAACUGGAGGUGAUCAGAUUAUGUUAACAGAAGCUGAAGCCAUGGGUUAUUGGGGUGAUAAUGUUUUUCUAACCACGAAAAACAGGAGUGGACCCUGGAGCCUUACCCAGCGAGCUGCGUAUUGGGCAGGGGGGUUUGAUCCAAAGGAGAGAGGAGAACCUGUAGUUUUGCGAGGAGGGAUGAAUCAGAUAAUGGAGAAUGUGCAAAGGGCUGCAUGCCUGCAAAUGAUCUAUGAAAGAGAACUAAAGCAUCAUUUUGAAUCCCCCCUUUCUCUCCUGGUGGAUGCAAACAGAAUGACUCCUCUGGUCAGGGGUCUCCCUGACUCGCUUAAAAUAAGAGGUAUCCAGCUCCAAAAGGAAAUAGCUGAUACCCCACUUUCUUCCAGGAUGCAGGCUGCUCUAAGAGACAACUUGACAUCCGGGGGCAGUCACUCUGACUUGAAACCAUGGACAUGGGAGGAAGUCGGACGGGAGUUAUUAGACUAUGCCAGGCAAUAUAGUAUUCCUGAAGAAAUUAAAAAACCUGACACUAGGGGCUUGAGGCAUGUAAAAACGAACCACCCACCCUCAAACUCUCAGGGGUUUAACCGUGCCCCCAGCCGGCUUGGAACAGGGGGCAGGGAACAUAUGAACACCCGGCAAUAUUGGUGGGGUUUAGGCCUAAAGAAAAAUAUCCCCAAAGAAGUAAUAGAUGGGCUAAACACAAAGCAAUUAGAAAUGAUUGUGAAGAACUGGCCUGAGCCCAACCAGAAAAUUGAGCCCACCGCUCCCCCCUUAAUAGACUUAUCUGAUGAGAAUAAAGGCGUGCCUUCUUUUCAGCCUCAGGGAAACUGA
Dryobates pubescens (Downy woodpecker) is the source of this 1602-nucleotide messenger RNA. RefSeq lists its product as uncharacterized. The coding region runs from base 1 to 1602 and encodes 533 amino acids. NCBI's taxonomy places the organism in Eukaryota, Metazoa, Chordata, Aves, Piciformes, Picidae. The transcript is spliced from 2 exons. The record is from RefSeq and is a predicted model, not a curated record.